UCUCAUCUGCAUUGUUACCUCCCCCACACUUUAUUGUCACAUGUCCUGGCAACGCUCAUCAACAGAGUGCAGGAAAGAAGUUAUAUGGGAGCAUUAGGACCCAGGAGGAUGCGGACUGACUGCUGAAAGGAGGAAGUAAUAUUUGCAGUUUACUAGUACUCCGACAAAAUGAGCAAGGGAAGGUUGGUAGAAGAUGCGGCUACGGCCUCCAGUUACCGAGACUUCCACCUGGAUCACUUCCACCUGGAGCUGCAGGCGGACACGCAGGCGAGGAAGCUGCGCGGCUCGGAGCGGCUAGAGCUGCGGCUGCUGAGAGAGACCGGGGUAUUGAGACUGGACUCUUACCCGAGCCUGCACGUUCUCCGGAUCUCGUCAGAUCUCUUCAGCGGGGAGCAGAAGGAGCUGCACUGGGAGGAUAAACCUUUCACCAGCUAUGGCAGCAUCCUUGAAAUCACACUGCCCGAAGCGCUCACACCCGAGACCAAGAUGCGGGUCACUAUAGAGUACGAGGUUGGGGACAGCCCAGGGGUUUGUUGGUUAGAACCAGAACAGACGGCGGGAAAGAAGAAACCGUACAUGUAUACGCAAGGCCAAGCUGUUCUAAACCGCUGUUUCUUCCCUUGUUUUGAUACACCUGCUGUUAAAAGCACCUAUUCAGCCAGUAUCCAGGUUCCAGAGGGUUUCACGGCACUAAUGAGUGCAGAUAAAUGGGAUCGUCAAGGUGGUACAUUCAUCUUCAACAUGACACAACCCAUUUGUUCUUAUCUUGUGGCUUUAGUAAUUGGGGAUAUUGUGUCUGCAGAGGUAGGACCAAGAAGCAGGGUUUGGGCAGAACCGUGUUUGAUUGAAGCUGCAAAAAAGGAAUAUGAUGGCGUAAUAGAAGAGUUCUUGAGUGUAGGGGAGAGACUAUUUGGACCAUAUGUUUGGGGAAGAUAUGAUGUCUUGUUCAUGCCCCCAUCAUUUCCAUUUGGUGGUAUGGAGAACCCCUGCAUCACAUUUGUCACCCCCUGUCUGCUGGCUGGUGACCGUUCUCUGGCUGAUGUUAUUAUUCAUGAAAUAUCCCAUAGCUGGUUUGGAAACCUGGUGACCAAUGCUAAUUGGGGUGAAUUCUGGCUGAACGAGGGUUUUACUAUGUAUGCCCAGCGGAGGAUCUCAAGUGAGAUAUUUGGCUCUGCGUAUACUUGUCUAGAAGCAGCCACUGGAAGAGCCCUACUUCGACAGCAUAUGAACGUCUCGGGAGAGACUCAUCCUUUAAACAAACUGCGAGUCAAUAUUGAACCUGGAGUGAAUCCUGAUGAUACUUACAAUGAGACACCGUAUGAGAAAGGAUUCUGCUUUGUUUCUUAUCUUGCCCACCUUGUUGGGGAUCAGACUACAUUUGAUGCAUUUUUAAAGGCUUACGUUGACAGAUUCAAGUUUCAGAGUAUCACUGCUGAUGAAGCCUUAGCAUUUUAUUUGAAUCAUUUUCCAAAUCUUAAGGCCCAAGGUGUUGAUAAAAUAAAGGGCUUGGAAUUUGACCAUUGGUUGGACACCCCUGGCUGGCCAUCAUUCUUGCCCGACUUAUCCGCUGGUGAUACUCUCAUGAAGCCAGCUGAAGCUUUGGCAGAACUCUGGGCCUCUACACCACUUGACAUGGAGGCUAUUGCUAAAGUAGACACCGUACAAUGGAAGACAUAUCAGCUAGUCUAUUUCUUGGAUCGCGUACUUGAGAGGUCACCUCUACCCUCUGGCAAUGUGGAAGAGCUUGGGAAAUAUUACACAAAGAUUUCUGAAGCCACAAAUGCUGAACUCCGACUUCGCUGGGCUCAAAUUGUUUUGAAGAAUGAUUAUCAGAACCACUUUCAGAAAGUCAGCGAUUUUCUCCACAGCCAAGGAAAACAGAAGUAUACAUUGCCACUGUACCGUGCCAUGCAAGCUGGGUCUGAGACUGCUCGUGCUUUAGCCAGAGAGACCUUCAACCGUACUUCGCCACAACUUCAUUUCAAUGUGCGUAAUUAUGUGAAAAAGAUCCUGGAAGUGUAAAGAACAUCACAGGCGAUAAGGAGUGAAUUGCACCAUAUUUAAUUUCAGAUAUCCUCAUAUCAAGUAACUACUAUCCUACCAAGAUUGCUGAAAUCGAAACUUGUGCUACUUAGUUAUCACUUGUUUCUGUUAUAAAGUAUCCUGCUGUAAAUCAUGAUUACUGUUAACUGCCAAAAUAAAAUAAUUUGCACAUGUCA
Messenger RNA from Pseudophryne corroboree (corroboree frog), 2219 nucleotides. It is a transcript of the gene RNPEP, whose product is annotated as arginyl aminopeptidase. Gene Ontology annotation, molecular function: zinc ion binding; metalloaminopeptidase activity. NCBI's taxonomy places the organism in Eukaryota, Metazoa, Chordata, Amphibia, Anura, Myobatrachidae. The coding region runs from base 169 to 2022 and encodes 617 amino acids. Gene Ontology annotation, biological process: proteolysis. The transcript has 11 exons. The record is from RefSeq and is a predicted model, not a curated record.